AUGGUCUCGAGCUCUCGGCCUGUCAAUAGGAACGACAGACAUGCUGGGGUUGGUAAGCAGCCGAGCAAAGCUUCAGCUUCUGGCGUUUCGUAUCGCUCUAUAACAUCGUCUCGAGAUAAAGCUCUCUCGCUGAAUCAUUCAAGAAACCCCACGCUGGAACGUGAUGAUCCUUCGGCUGUGAGUAAGAAGAAGUAUGUGGCGAACAGACUGGAUAGUCUGCCCCCUCAUGUCCUGGAUAGCUUUUACCAGGUCUGUGUCAACAAUGAUGGCCCGUCGCAGCCCACAGCCUCCGAAACGGUGGUAAACCCUCGAGCNAGCGAGUACGUCUUCUGUCUUGGACUUUGUAGAGCACUGGUGUCUGAUGAGAGAAUAGGAAUCCUGCAGAUCGAAGAAGAGUCGGCACAGCGACAUGCUAAUAACCAACAAAACACAUCAAAGUGCAAGGCAAUCACCUCUGCAGAAUCUUCUGAUGAAGAGAACGAGGAAGCCUGGUCGAACCAUAGCAACAUGCAGAUCACACUGCACAUUGCCAACCAGGACGAGGUGGUUCANUUUUUGAAAAUGCGCUUCACACAAAUCCAACAACUUGCAACCAAAGUCAUCGCCAAGGCAUGGAUUAAAGCCAUCUGUCCAAAGAAGCAAGCAAACUUCCCGUAUGUCGACAGCAACCCACGGCCAGACCAAAGUCAAAAGCGUCGUCGACCACGUCACGAUGGUCCUCCAAGGAUCCCGAGUUUCUGGCCCGACGUCAAGUUAUGCCGACACAAAGAACCCGAUCAUACCAGNAAAGACUGGCUGCAUUGGACUGAGCAAAACUGGCUCGACUCCAACGGCAAAGGCUCAGAAGUCCCUCAGAAAAUCAAGGAUCGCAACUGGGUUGGAUUCUUGAGAGAUGCCUUUCCGGUCAACAAGCUGGAGGAAGUGCAAGGAAGUAACCCUGACAAGGCGGCUAUGCGAAGAAGGUACUUGAACCAGAUCUACAAGGUUGCUGAAGACGAGCAAAUGAUGCGCUACCGAGUGGGUCCCGCGAAUCAGACAAGAAGCUAUACCGCUGGUGCUGGUUGGGUCCCAGCAGGCUCUCAAGCAGCAGUAUCGGCAAGCCAGAGCGAUCACGCCGACAGUGACGACGAAGAAGACUCGCCUGCUAUGGAUUCAGCCACGAUGGCACGCACCAACUCUCAUUUAGAAAAUUGUGCGAUGUCACCAGAAUCCGAGGAACAAGCAGACGACUCCAAAUCGGCAUCCUCGUACUCUGUAGUCGAGCUCAUCAAGGAGGCCAAGGUCGAGCAGGUGCCUUUCGACGGAUGUUUUCCAACGGACGACGUGGUGAUGGCCGGUGCUAGCCAUGGUCCAGAGUUGAAAUUCGACCCUGCAGAUGAGUGUAUGACAGUUCCGCUUGGAUCAGUACCACCCAGUGAUGAUAUGGACUACUAUGAACCAUCAUGGGGUGGCAACACGGCGAUGGCUCAGAGAACACCAGAUGUGUAUCAGCAGCCCCAGUAUGCUGGAACUCCUACUCCAUGGUACGGAGAAACAUCUGUGGGGCAUAGCCAAGGUCAGUUGCCCGCAGUGACCAUCAGCAACCAACCUUGGAGCGACUAUCGUCAUGGGUUCAGGCCAUUUCAACCAGCAACGCUUCCUGACAAAACGAUGACGGAAGCAGUAUCUCACCCCGCUGGUUUUGGAAACAUGCACCAGAUGGCCAUGUCGGCGUCUUUUGUACAGCCGAUAGUAUCAGCGGCCAGUGAUAAUCAACACGCAAUGUUCCAAGACUCCAGGAUGCAUUACGUCCAUGAUCCCUUUGAGCAGCACAACCAAGCCGGAUACACGGGUACUCAGCACCAGGAGAUGUAUACCGGGUGGCAUUGA
Messenger RNA from Aureobasidium uvarum, 1869 nucleotides. The record is from the annotation of a GenBank genome assembly. Lineage: Eukaryota; Fungi; Ascomycota; Dothideomycetes; Dothideales; Saccotheciaceae.